Daucus carota subsp. sativus is the source of this 1855-nucleotide messenger RNA. RefSeq lists its product as uncharacterized. The coding region runs from base 204 to 539 and encodes 111 amino acids. NCBI's taxonomy places the organism in Eukaryota, Viridiplantae, Streptophyta, Magnoliopsida, Apiales, Apiaceae. The transcript is spliced from 4 exons. The record is from RefSeq and is a predicted model, not a curated record.
AAGUUUUAGUCGAAUUGCAAAUAUUUGCUCCAAACAAUCUUCCGCUCAAUCCUCGUCGUCAACAAAUUCACCGACGCGGGAGAUCUAUAAACUACCGCACCACCAUAGUUGACAAUCUAGGCUUCAAAUUGGCAUGAACUUAACGCCGAUUAUAUUCUAUACACACAAAUAAUACACAAGGGGGAGUGAUCUGUGUUUCAAGUAUGGGAGUGAAAUAUGCAUUUCAGUUGAUUCUUAUGCUCGCUUUGCUUUUCAAUGUCGCUCUCUGCAAAACGAUCAAGCGUGAUGUGAAAGCUCUUAAUGAAAUUAAAGCAUCUCUUGGGUGGAGGGUGGUGUAUUCCUGGGUCGGAGAUGAUCCUUGUGGGGAUGGGGGUUUACCUCCUUGGUCCGGUGUCACUUGUACUACUCAGGGUGAUUACAGAGUAGUUACUGCAUUGGAAGUUUAUGCAGUCUCUAUUGUUGGGCCUUUUCCUACUGCAGUCACCAAUUUGUUGGAUCUUACAAGGCUGUCUGCGAUUGGCGUGUAUCAAAACUCUUGAGCCGGUGCUUUGGUUAGGGAGGAAGAGUAUUGUCGGUCUGAUAAUUUUGAUCACUAUUUCCAAUUCAGGUUUGUAAGUUUCUACUUUACCUAAUUGAUGGAUUGUAUUAAUAUUGUGCCAAAUCAGUUAUAUCAAGGUCAUGGAUAACAUGUUCAAAUUUGGCAGCCUUUUUUAAGUUUUUAGAGACAAACAAGUAUUGGUACAUUUAUAAAGUAAUUUUGUUAAUUUGUAAUUAAAUAGUUGAGUUCAUCGUGUCCUCAAUCUUGAUGGUCUGUCGGCUACUAAAUGAUCUCAUACAAUAGGAAAGAGUAUGCAUGUGAAAUCAGUAUACAUGGUCUCUCGUGAAAUAGAGUAAUGGACGCCUACAAAGAAAAUACUCGGUUCCGGUCCUGUGGACCAUUGUAUAUAUAAUUUAAGUUUAUUGUUAAUGCUUGAGAAUGAGAUAACGGAAGCUGUGGUAAUAUUCAGGAAUUAUAAACUCUCAGAAAUAAAAAUAUGGAUAUCUUGAUGGUGAAGAAGCUGUGCAAUGAGGGAAAGUCGAACCGGUCAUCACUCUGUAUGAUAUAGUUUUAGAAUAAAGUAUAAACACAUCCCAAAAAACAGGGCUUACGGGUUUUUGAUGUUGUGCCUUAUUGACACCGUAUCUUCUUCGGCAACAAAUAACCACUCUGUAGCAGUGGAGAUCUAAAUGGCUACAUACCUAGAAUUUUACUAAGUUUCUUUUCUAUAAAAAAGUACAGGUUUUCGAUAUUCUUUUGCUUGAUUUGAAAAGAUCUCAUUUAAGGUUAAUCAUGAUCGUAGUGUGAAUUGAUAGAGAAGAACCGUAAAAUCUUUGUAUCGCACAGAUUAAUGAAUGCCUAUUUUAAAAUUUAGGUCUUUAUCACUUAAUUCACAAGAAUCAAGGAGCAUGAUUUGGCUUAAUGUUUUCUCUAUAAAUUGCAUGAUGUCGACAAAUAAUUUGUUAAUCACAGUUUGUCAUAUUAAAAAUAAAUAAAUUAUAAUUGGUGAAAACUUUGCUAGAUAUUAUAUAUUACAAAGUAGCAGACUUUGUGUCUUAUUAUGCAAUAUUUGUGUGCUUAAACUCCAGCUAUGUGCAAUUUAGUGGGCAGAUCUUUCACUAUAUAUAAUUAGAUAACUAAAUAAUUGGCAUGAGUGUUUCCCCUUACUUGGUGUGUUUUUGACUUGCUUUUAGCACUUUGAAAGUUAAGUAGUUAGUUGAAGUGUAUAUAAUACAGGCCAGGAAGUGUGGCUUUGUGGCCCCUCUCGUUUGUCACCCUUUAUUUGUUAUAAUAAAUGCCAUAUAAAUUGUAUUUGUG